Messenger RNA from Cydia strobilella, 1551 nucleotides. Its product is annotated as cytochrome P450 4V2-like. Lineage: Eukaryota; Metazoa; Arthropoda; Insecta; Lepidoptera; Tortricidae. The record is from RefSeq and is a predicted model, not a curated record. Gene Ontology annotation, molecular function: monooxygenase activity; oxidoreductase activity, acting on paired donors, with incorporation or reduction of molecular oxygen; iron ion binding. Bases 1 to 1536 code for a protein of 511 amino acids. The transcript has 10 exons.
AUGUUUUGGCUGCUUGUGUUGGGGGCAGUGAUCGUGGGUACUCUCUACAGGCGGCGAAGGCCAGAACUUUGUCAGAUCCAUUCAGACCUUCCGAUCGGCGAAAAGUGCUAUCCGGUUAUCGGGCAUGCAUACCUAGUUAAAAAUUCUGAUACAGACGGUACCGUUUGGUUUAAAGCUUUGGGCCGGCUGGCCAUUGAAAAUGGCGGCGUCACAUCUUUUUGGAUGGCUAAUAAGCUGUAUAUAAUUGUUGCUGACCCGGAAACCUCUGAAGUAAUAUUGAAAUCUUGUAUGGAGAAAGGCUACGUGACUCAGUUCCUACGGACACUAAUUGGCAAUGGCAGUAUAUUUGCUGCAGUUGACAUUUGGCGGCCGCGGCGCAAAAUUUUAGCUCCUGUCUUUAGUAUGAAGAACCUUAACGAAUUUGUAAAAGUGUUUAAUAGACAAAGCAUGAUCAUGGCCGACAUGCUGGAGCCGAUGGCUGGAGGCGCCGACUUCUCCGUUUGGAGAUAUUUUAACACUUACACGUUCGAUUCAGUUUGCGAAACAACAUUAGGCAUUGAUUUGAAUAGUCAAAAGGAUCCGAAUCACAGCUUCCUCAUCGCGUUCGACUUUGUGUCGCAAGAACUGGCGAAGCGAAUGGUGUCGCCGUGGAUGUACCCGGAGUUCAUUUACCGGAUGCUGCCGAGAUACAACAAGUUUGUCUUCCACAGGAAAAUCAUACGUCAUUUUGUUGAUGAGGUAAUAAAAAUAAAACAAAAACAACUAUCUACAUUUCAAAAAGGGGACAAUAAGGAAAUCAGCGACACUGCUCCAAAAACAUUCUUAGACAUGAUGAUAGAGUCAUCAGACCGUGUUGACAAGAAAUAUUCCGACCUUGAGCUGCGCGAGGAGCUGAUGGUGAUCGUGUUGGCCGGCACCGACACCUCCGCCGUGGGCGCCUCCUUCGCCGCCGUUAUGCUGUCCCGGCAUCCCCACGUCCAGGAGAAACUACACCAUGAGUUAGAUGUCGUGUUCGGUAACUCAGACCGAGCUUUAACUGUGGAAGACCUGCCGAAGCUCCAGUACUUAGAGGCGGUCAUCAAAGAGACUUUACGGCUGUACCCUCCAGUUCCCGUCACGGCGAGAGAAGUCAUGAAUGACGUGAAAUUACCAUCAGGCACCACUCUGGUUGACGGGGUGUCGGUGAUACUGAACAUCUGGGCGACGCACCGCAACCCCACCUACUGGGGAGCUGACGCGGAGCAGUUCCGCCCGGAGCGUUUCCUGGAAGGGCCGCUCAAGCACCCCUCGCAGUUCCAGCCCUUCUCGCUGCCCAUGAGGAACUGCCUUGGAUACAACUACGCUAUGAUGUCGAUGAAGACUAUGUUGGCCAACACGAUGCGCCGCUACAGGAUAUUGCCGCCUUCCCACAUGGACGAACACAAACUCCAGGAACCCUUGAAAGUCUCUUUCGACGUCAUGAUGAGGGACAUGGAUAACUAUGAAAUAAGGCUACAGGAUAGAACGAAAAAUCAGAGCGAGAGAAGAGGGAAUUGAAUUGAAUCCUAUAAA